AUGGCGAGCCAGGUGGAGACAUACAACAAGGGUCUCGAGGAGUACGGAGUGGUCUCGGACACGACGGCGGCCGGCCCGGACAGAGACCUCGAGGGCACGGCGACGACGGACAGCCCGACGGCUCAGCAGGAUGCCGUGGUGAGUAUCGGGCUGCAGACGCUGGAGUCAAAGCCGGUGCAUUGGUACAGCUACCUGAAGACGUGGGACUUUUGGGUCGUGGUGCUGCUGGGGCAGGUGCUGUCGCUGUGCAUCACAGGGACCAACACGUUCUCGACGUUCCUGUCGAACGAGGGGACCAACAUCCCGGCGUUCCAGUCGCUGUUCAACUACGUGCUGCUGGCGCUGGUGUAUGUGCCUAUCCUGUUCUACCAGAAGGGAUGGCGGUACGUGGUGCACGGGACGCUGUUGCGGGACGGGUGGAAGUUUGUGUGUCUCUCGUUCCUGGACGUGCAGGGCAACUACUUCACGGUGUUGGCAUACCGCUACACCAACAUCUUGAGUGCGCAGCUGCUCAACUUCUGGUCGAUCGUGUGCGUGGUGAUCAUCUCGUUUGUGCUGCUGCACGUGCGGUACCGGCCCUUCCAGAUCGCCGGCAUCCUGGUGGCCUGCGGCGGCAUGGGCCUACUGCUGGCGUCGGACCACAUCACGCACUCGAACGGCGGCCCGACAGCGGACAAGGUCAAGGGUGACCUCUUCGGCCUGCUGGGCGCGAGUCUGUACGGCAUCAGCAAUGUGUUUGAGGAGUGGUUCGUCAGCAAGCGGCCGGCCUACGAGGUGCUUGCCUGUCUCGGCUUCUGGGGCGUCAUCAUCAACGGCGUGACCGCGGCCAUCUUUGACCGGCACUCGUUUGCGCACGCGACCUGGAACGGCAAGGUGGGCGGCUACCUGACCGGCUACACGCUCAUCCUCUUCAUCUUCUACACGCUGGCGCCACUGAUCCUGCGCAUGGGCAGCGCCGCCUUCUUCGACAUCUCCCUGCUGACGGGCAACUUCUGGGGCGUCAUCAUCGGCAUCCACGUCUUUGGCGAGACCAUUCAUUACCUGUACCCGAUCGCGUUUGUGCUCAUCGUCAUCGGUUUGUUUGUCUACUUUCUGUCCGGCAGCCUGCUGGGUGACGCGCGGAAGCCCUGGCUGGGCACGAACCAGGAGGACGGCGUGGCCGGCUGGGGGACGGCGAAGCUGAAGGCGCUGAACGAGGCGCGGAAGCAGGAUCUGGAGGAUGGCGAGACACCGGUGGCGGAUUGA
Molecule: messenger RNA, 1245 nt
Organism: Grosmannia clavigera kw1407
Lineage: Eukaryota; Fungi; Ascomycota; Sordariomycetes; Ophiostomatales; Ophiostomataceae
Product: solute carrier protein
Exons: 1
Coding region: 1-1245 (414 amino acids)
Biological process (GO): transmembrane transport
Cellular component (GO): membrane
Molecular function (GO): transmembrane transporter activity
Source: RefSeq, a predicted model, not a curated record